Messenger RNA from Suillus bovinus, 168 nucleotides. RefSeq lists its product as uncharacterized. Gene Ontology annotation, molecular function: methyltransferase activity. The transcript has 2 exons. The record is from RefSeq and is a predicted model, not a curated record. NCBI's taxonomy places the organism in Eukaryota, Fungi, Basidiomycota, Agaricomycetes, Boletales, Suillaceae. Gene Ontology annotation, cellular component: nucleus. The annotation marks the transcript as partial.
UGCAAACACAUCCUCACUGUGCGCAAACUUGCUCGGUCACAAGGCUUUCCCAACAAGUUUGUGUUCCAUGCGGAAAAUGACAAUGUCAUGACGAUGCACAGGCAGAUUGGUAAUGCCGUACCAUGGCCAGUUGCAAUGGCGAUCGGCCGUGAGCUAAAGAAAGUGCUG